UGGAGGACUGUCCCGUCUGCGCGGGGCGCGUGCCGGGCUGAGCCCGAGGGCGGAGAGGUCCCGGCACGUCGGCGGAUCGCUCCACAGCCAUGCCCAGCAUCUGGCUUCUCCUGUCUCUGGUACUCACCAUUAUUGCUGGGUCAUUGCCAAGCGUGAAUGCCCAAAACACUGGCGCUGGCAGUACCUCUGAGGAGCUGGGAUUGAAAGUGACCGGGCCUGAAGCUGAGGCUCAGUGUUCUGACGGCCUCUAUCGUGUGGGGCAAUUCUGCUGUAAGCCGUGCCAGCCUGGUGAACACCUACAUCUGGACUGCCCAGUCAACGGUGGUAAAGCGAUCUGCAAGUCGUGCCGGGAAGGGGAGGAGUACACAGACAGGGAGAACUACUCUGCUAAGUGCAGGCGGUGCGGAUCUUGUGACGGAGGCCACGGUUUAGAAGUGGAGACCAGCUGCACCCGGACCCAGAAUACCAAGUGCAGGUGUAAACCAAACUUCUACUGCAAUGCUUCUGUGUGUGAGCAUUGUGAGCCCUGCACCACGUGUGAAUAUGGGAUCGUUGAGCAGUGCACACCAACCAGCAAUACCAAGUGCAAAACAGAAACUGCAGGUCCCACAUAUCAACUUUUAUGGCUUUUAAGCCUCCUCCUCGUUCCAGUGCUGUCUGUGCCGAUAUUUAAAAGGUGGCGAAAUAAAAAUUGUCACCGUGAUUCUACAAUGUUGAGCUCUGAAAAUAUGCCAAUGAACUUCUCAGAUGUUGACUUGAAUAAAUAUAUCAUUAGUAUUGCUGAAGAGAUGACAAUAAAUCAAGCUACAGAAUUUGUUCGAAAGAAUGGUAUCAGUGAAGCCAAAAUAGAUGAAAUCAAGAAUGACAAUUUCAAAAAUACUGCUGAACAGAAAGUCCAACUGCUUCGGAAUUGGUAUCAGUCUCAUGGGAAGAAGGACGCAUACAACACUUUAAUUAAAGGCCUCAGGAGAGCCUGUCUGUAUGUUCUUGCAGACAAAAUCCAGGAGCUAGUCCAGAGGGACACUGAAAACUCAACUUCAAACCUCAUAAGUGAAAAUGAAAGGCAAAGCUUGGCCUAGCAUGAAAACAAACUCAGUUCAACUUUGAACAGUCAACAGGAGAAAAAUUACUGUGAAAAAGGUUUCAGAGCUAGGCGUGGUAACUCACACUCGCAAUACCAGCACUAUGGUGGUUGAGGAAUAAGGAUUGCCAUGAGUUCAAGGCUAGCCUAUGUCAUAUAGUGAGUUCCAGACCAGUCUGGGCUACAGAAUGAAACCUUAUCUUAAAUUUUCUUUUAAUAAAUGAACACCAUAAAUAUUACUUGCCUUUGUAAUGGGUAUAUGUCAUAUAUCAAUUGUGAAGUUUAGAGUUAAUAUUUUAUGAUACAUUUAUAUCAUUCAUAUAUGUAUUUGUAUAUACAUGAAUUCAAUAUGUAUAUCUGAUAAAAGCUGCUCUACCUCUGCACCACCUGCCCAAACCCAAGCUGAUUGCAGAGAUUUUACAAUGUGUAGGAACUCUGCAGACACCCCAAAAGGAAGCUCUUCAGGCAAAGCUUGCCAAUGUGUCCAGUGCAGAAUAAGAUCCUAAGAGCUCAAGAAGAUGGCUCAGCAUUUAAAGGCACUUACUUGCAAAACUGUUGGUCUGGGUUCAAUUACCAAGCCAUACACUGAAGCUGGAUGCAGAAAAUGGCAUUCAUUUGAAGCUGCAAGAGGCCCUGGCACACCCCUUCCCCCCAUGCACAUGCAUGUGUGCAAAUAAAUUAAAAUUCUAAAAUGGUAAAAUUAAAAACUAAAAUUCUGCCUCAGUGAUUUUUUUUCAUGGAUCAUUAGUAAUUUGUUGCACAAUAUUGUAGUUUUGAAUCUUUAUGUAAAUGACAGUCUGAAUGAUAAUGCUGGAAUAUAUUCUCUUUAUAUGCCAUUUUACAGAACCAAAAUUGUCUGCUUUUUCCUUAGCUCUCAAAAGCAUUUGAAGCACGAAUGUUUUACCACAGCCUUACUACCUCUCCAGUGUCUCCUUGAUGCAUCCUUAUGCACUUGUAAAUCUGGAAGGAUUGCCCAAGAAAUCCUUAAUGAUCCCCUAAACGAUCAAGACUGCCUUAGAAAUUCUAGCCUUGUCCAGAAAGACUACAGGACUUUUACAGAAGCUGGAUUUAGGGCAUGUCAUAUUUCAUAAGCCCAUGUCUAUCACCAAUGGUGAGAGAAAAAUAAAAGCCUACCUUUUCACUAUUCAAUAACACCUUAUGUAGUCUCUUUGGUGACAAUUAGCAGCUUAAACCUGGCAAAGAUAAAAUUAUUACCAGGUUAUAGGACAUGUUCUUGUUAUUCUUUCCAUGGUCUUUGACAAAUAAGCCCCUCUGCCUACUGAUACUUGAUUAACUUUAUACUCAAAUAUAUAUAUAUUUCAUUUAAUAUGUGUGUGUA
This is a messenger RNA of Jaculus jaculus (lesser Egyptian jerboa), 2420 nucleotides long. RefSeq names its product Fas cell surface death receptor (gene Fas). The transcript has 9 exons. Gene Ontology annotation, cellular component: external side of plasma membrane; CD95 death-inducing signaling complex; membrane raft. The coding region runs from base 90 to 1079 and encodes 329 amino acids. The record is from RefSeq and is a predicted model, not a curated record. Gene Ontology annotation, biological process: motor neuron apoptotic process; activation-induced cell death of T cells; regulation of stress-activated MAPK cascade. Lineage: Eukaryota; Metazoa; Chordata; Mammalia; Rodentia; Dipodidae. Gene Ontology annotation, molecular function: protein binding; tumor necrosis factor receptor activity.